Thunnus maccoyii (southern bluefin tuna) is the source of this 1368-nucleotide messenger RNA. Its product is annotated as TLC domain-containing protein 2-like. Gene Ontology annotation, cellular component: plasma membrane. The transcript is spliced from 7 exons. NCBI's taxonomy places the organism in Eukaryota, Metazoa, Chordata, Actinopteri, Scombriformes, Scombridae. The coding region runs from base 648 to 1367 and encodes 239 amino acids. The record is from RefSeq and is a predicted model, not a curated record. Gene Ontology annotation, biological process: plasma membrane organization; membrane assembly; phospholipid homeostasis.
CAUGCACACAUGCACACAAACACACACACUUGACUUAAAAUGCAUCAGUUGUUUUUUAUUAGACCUGUGAAAAUCCUCAACACAGAUCAAUUACUUCUAUUUCAGACAUGUGGCAGCUUCAGAAAAACUCUCUAAUAUCUGACCUCCAAUAACUAUCUGACUGAUCAGUUAUUCAGACAAUAAAGGUCCAAAUCGAUUACUCACAUUGUUUGGUCCCAGACAUUUCUCUGAUUCACCAAUAAAACAAAGAUACACAGAUCUCCUCCAGAAACAUGAAAUGUUAGUCAGAUGAUCCGCUGUCCGUGCUCACAGUUUGCUCUCUUCUCCUCAGCUGGAUGAUGGGAUAAGAGUCCGUUUCCACGGCAACAACUUCAUCUCCAACCCUCAUCCCUUGAUCCUGGGAGGCUGUGAAAAGUUGAUGAUUUGGGCCCGUUGUUCCAGAGAAAGGCGAUGGUCCUUUGUGUUUCACAACAGCACUAGCUAUAGAGAAAGGCUGACGAGGCAGCAGCCGCCGACACUGAAUGGACAGCAGGCGACAAAGGAGAAUAUUUCAGCUGACUCUCUCCCGGCUGAAAUGUGCACUGAACGCAGCAGCACAUGGGAUUUGAAGUGAAUUCAGGACACCAGCCUCUGUGAUAGAUCUAGUCAUGGAUUUGAGGUCAACACUUCUGGUCAUUGGAGGAUCCACGUGCUCUUUUAAACUGCUAAACACGAUUGUCAGAUCCCUGCCAACACCAGAGCCGGCACGCCAGAAAGCCUGGAAGUGGAGGAAUAUCAGCACGUCUUUAGUGCACAGCUCGCUGACAGGAGCGUGGGCUGUUUUAUGUUUCUACCUUGAACCCCGGAUGGUGGAGGACCUGAUCUCCUCUCACUCCUUACUCUCCCACAGCCUUGUAGCUGUGUCUUCAGGUUAUUUCAUCCAUGACUUCUUGGACCUUGUCUUGAAUCAAUCAUUUAAACGGUCCUGGGAGGUGCUUCUUCACCACUCUGCGGUGCUCUCGUGCUUCAGUUUGGCUGUGACGUCCCGCCGUUAUUUGGGCUUCGCUGUGGUGUCUCUGCUGGUUGAGAUCAACUCUGUUUUCCUUCAUAUCAGACAGCUUCUCCUCCUGUCAGGAAAGAGGAACAGGCCGGGGACUGAAAGUACAACCCCCCGCCCCUCUGUGACCUACCGCAUGACCAGCUGGCUCAACCUGGGAACGUUUGCUGUGUUUCGUGUCUAUACAGUGGGUUGGAUGAGCCGCUGGCUGGCAGGUCACAGUGACCAUAUACCUCGCUACGCCCUGCUGAUGGGGACAGCAGGUCUGAGCCUCAUCUCCAUUAUGAACACAGUGCUUCUCUACAGACUGGUUAGAGCAGACAUCCUCUAAA